Gryllus bimaculatus (two-spotted cricket) is the source of this 1505-nucleotide messenger RNA. The record is from the annotation of a GenBank genome assembly. Lineage: Eukaryota; Metazoa; Arthropoda; Insecta; Orthoptera; Gryllidae.
UGAUACCGUCCUGCCAGUGGGAACGAACCGGGUAUGAGAAAUUCAUGCUUCAAACAGUAUUUCCACAGAGCUUUGGCAAAUAUUUGUGCGCGACUAUAAACACUUUAUUUUACUUAAUUUCACAGCAUUACCAAGUAAAUAAAUAUUAUUAUGUUUUUAAAUAUAAAAACUGAUACAUUAUAGAAAGAUUCGUCUCUAAUAAGUUGACGCACCGAACGCACAAUUUCUCAUAGCCACCCAGCUAUCAAUUAACAAAGGGUGCCGAACAGGCGGUUUUAGAUUCAAACAUGGCAGCGGCGACGAGUGUUGUUGUUCUUGACAGAGGAAAUAACACAACGUGCACCAUAAAUCUGCACGGUGCCACCGUUGUUUCAUGGCGUGUCAAUAACCAGGAACAAUUAUUUGUGAGUAAACAAGCAAUCUUUGAUGGCAAGAAACCAAUUCGGGGAGGUAUCCCAUUUGUUUUCCCUCAAUUUGGACCGUGGACGUUCGGUCCUCAGCAUGGCUUUGCCCGGAUCGUACGCUGGAAUUUGGAGAAGGCACCAGAACGUCUCCCUAGCGGCGAUGUCGAAGCUAUAUUUUCUAUUAUGGAUAGCGAAUUCACGCGAUCCAUGUGGAAUUAUCCGUUUCGGCUUACAUACAGGUUGAUUCUACGUGAAAAGGAACUGCAUUUCAAUAUAGGUGUGUACAACCCAAGUAAAGACCUCACCUUCAGCUUCAACUUGCUGCUUCAUACAUAUUUUAAGGUUCCUGAUGUCCGACGCUGCCAAAUCACGGGGCUACACGGGUGUACGUUCAUCGAUAAGUCUCGAGAUGGCACUGUUUUUCAAGAAGGUAGAGAUGUUGUUACUAUUUCUGAAUGGACAGAUCGUUUAUACCAAAACACUCCACAGGAACACAUUAUAACAAAUGUAGUUUCAGGUCGAAAAAUGAGAAUACAGAAAUACAACUUUCCAGAUACAGUUGUGUGGAAUCCAUGGAUUGAAAAGGCAAAAGAAAUCUCAGACUUUGGCGAUGAUGAAUUUCCCAACAUGGUCUGUGUGGAAUCGGGGCAUGUAUCCAGUCCUGUUAUUCUGUUGCCCGGUACCGCUUUUGAAGCCAGUCAGAUUUUGCAGGGUGGGGCUGCAGGUGGAGCAGGAGGGCGAAGAGGGGGAAUCGGGCGAUCACCGAACGUGCAGCCUCCUCCUCCGCCGCCACCCACACAGCAGCAGCAGCAACAGCUCCAGCAGCAGCCACCACAAGCCCUCCCUGGGGGCCACAUGGGACCCGGUCCAUCCUCCUCCGGAGCCUCAGGAGAGCUUCUACCCACAGGGUCUGUGUGGCCCACAUCCCCUUGGUUAGCAUUUAACAAUGUCUAUGUUGGAGAAAUGUUGCACCACAGGCUGCUUCUGGAGCAAGGCGGCACCGGGCGCAAGAGCAGCAACAACGGGCACAUGGCUUCAGAGAGUCACAUACCACACCACCAGUGCUCUUCCCCCUGCAGCAUCUGCUCCCUUAAUCUGUAG